UCAGUUUUACACCGGAAAUCAAGCGUAAGCCACGGCAUCGGCUUGGCUUACUUUUGUUAUUAGCACCCUGAGAAUCCGAACUUUUACAGUCAGCUUUUAACUAAAGGUGUUUGUGGUAACCAUGGCGGGUACAGCUUUGAAGAGACUAAUGGCAGAAUAUAAACAACUGACUCUGAACCCCCCGGAGGGGAUUGUUGCUGGCCCAGUAAAUGAGGAGAAUUUCUUUGAGUGGGAGGCCUUAAUCAUGGGUCCAGAGGACACAUGCUUCGAAGGGGGCGUGUUUCCUGCCAUCCUCAGCUUUCCUGCAGACUACCCUCUCAGCCCCCCUAAAAUGAAGUUCACCUGCGACAUGUUCCACCCUAACAUCUACCCAGACGGCCGCGUCUGCAUCUCCAUCCUGCACGCCCCCGGCGACGACCCCAUGGGCUACGAGAGCAGCGCCGAGCGCUGGAGUCCCGUCCAGAGCGUGGAGAAGAUCCUGCUCUCUGUGGUCAGCAUGCUGGCAGAGCCGAACGAUGAGAGUGGAGCGAACGUGGAUGCCUCUAAGAUGUGGCGUGAAGACCGCGAGCAGUUCUACAGGCUGGCCAAGCAGAUUGUGCGCAAAUCCCUGGGCUUGUAAAGCCAUCCUGCCUGUCCUCCCCCCCCCCCCCUCCUCUUCCUCCUCCUCCCAGAUAGUAACACCACAACUCCCCACAGGACAGACGACAGGCAUGAAGGAAACUAACAAAAGAGACUUCCUGUAGAAGAUGGAAAAACAAAAGACACUCAGUCCCUCAACAUGGCUGCCAUGACGAUUCUCCCCUACCUCUACGGAACAGCGCACUUUACAUAAAUACUUUUAUUUUGUUUUUGUUUUUUAGUUGUUUUUUUUCCUGGUCGCCAAACGUCUCGCUCAUGCUUAUUUCUCCACACAGACAUGGGAAAACGAGGGAUUUCCUUCUCUGUCUGUCUGUAUGAGAACAUGGCUGACUUGUCCAGCAUCCUCUUUAUUAUUCCACACAUGGCACACUCGAUGCAGAGCGAACAGUGCGUGUGGAGGCACCUUAACAGGGAGGGGGGUGUUAAACUGGUGCUUGGGAGAGGUCCAUGUUUGGGGAGGGGGGUGCGGUGCUGGAAGGGAGAUUGGGGGGGGGGGGGGGUUGUUAGGUAAUGAUGCGGUCAGUGGAAUUUGUGGGGUUCUAGGGUUGCGAGGGGAAAAACACUGCCUGCGUGUGAUUUCGCUGAAUGCCAUGCUAUGGUGUGUGUGUGCGUGUGUUUGUCAGCGCGUGCGUGUACGUGUGUUAGUCAGUGUGUGUGUGUGUGUUUAUGUGUGCGCACACACAUUGAAAUGAGUUUGCAGGGGUGAAGACGCAGGGCUUCGUUUACGCAUCAGACAGAUUCGGGGGUCAUUGACCAGAACGCCUCCCGAUCGACUAGUGUGUGCCAACCCAGUCAACAUGACCCAAAAUUGUCUCAAACCAGAUGCACUCAACCAGGGCUGUUUUUGCCAAAAGCAUUUUUUGUGCUACGACCACAUAACUUAAAUGGAGAAUGUAUAAAAUGACAGCUAGACUAUCAUUUUAAGGAUGCUCGUAGAACAACAGAACCUCUGGCAAAUGUAACCCAGGUCAAUUCUUGAAUAAGAUAGGAGCUGGUGAUUGGCCAGUCUCUCAACUGCUGAUUGGAGGAGAGUAGAGACAGGAAUUCGAUUGAAUGGAGCACAAGAAUAAUGCAGGAAAUUCCAUCUGUCCUAUUUGUCUUACACAGCUGUCAUUUAGUUCAACAGUAUUUUUUAUUUGACAUGCUUUAGUUACCAGUAUUGUUACAAUUUGAUACUCCAAUCCCAUUGUUCAAAUGAAGCCCUGUGUCUUUUGGAAUCAUUUUAUAGAAUGAUUUAAAAUUCACUUUGAAGUUAUCAAUCUGGAAUGGAUGGGUUGAUUGAUUGGAAAAAUGAAUGAGUUGAUUUUGUCAAAUUACUAAUGAUUACACUAAGGUGUGUCUACCAGGUCAUUCAACUCCAAUUUUCAGAUUUCAGACGAUAGAGACAUAUCUGGAGUGACACUCCAGGGGUUCUAGUUUUAAUGACGCAGACCAAUGCAGAUGAGAAAUCAUGAUUUUGUGUGUCUAUAUUUUGGCAUGUGGCGCAGGAGUAUUAUUAUAAUAAAGUCCUGUGCUGGAGAUUAAAA
Alosa sapidissima (American shad) is the source of this 2165-nucleotide messenger RNA. It is a transcript of the gene ube2g2, whose product is annotated as ubiquitin-conjugating enzyme E2G 2 (UBC7 homolog, yeast). NCBI's taxonomy places the organism in Eukaryota, Metazoa, Chordata, Actinopteri, Clupeiformes, Clupeidae. Gene Ontology annotation, cellular component: cytosol; endoplasmic reticulum. The record is from RefSeq and is a predicted model, not a curated record. Bases 122 to 619 code for a protein of 165 amino acids. The transcript is spliced from 6 exons.